Molecule: messenger RNA, 441 nt
Organism: Paramecium tetraurelia
Lineage: Eukaryota; Ciliophora; Oligohymenophorea; Peniculida; Parameciidae
Exons: 3
Source: RefSeq, a predicted model, not a curated record
AUGUAUCAACUUACAAAAUAAUUGGUCGAUUUUCGCAGGAAUCAAUUUCUAAACUAGGGACUUCAGACAGAAUUCACGAUUCAAUAAGAAAAUGCAAAUAAAUUAGUGAGUGUGGGAUCACAAUUAAAAAGUCUAAACAACAUUGAGAAACAGCGUUAUUCAAGACCUGAUUCGUCUUAUGAUGAGAGUUCGGGGGAAUCCAGUGUCAUGUGUGAAUAGAUUCGUUAAAAACGAUUAAGAGUUGAGGAUGUUCUCUCGAUGGUAAUUGAUUCCGAAUGCAAUUAAAUCAUUAAGCUGGAGCCAAAACCAUUUUAGAAAAACAAUAGAGUAGAUCAAGAGUGGGAAUCAUAAAAAACAAUAAUAAUUUUGGAUGUCGAUGAGGAAGCCGUGGACAAUCUAGACUUAAAUGACUUUUUUGAUGAAUAGUAUACAAUUUUAUGA